AUGGACCAAAACAAUUACACUUCUCUACACAGUUUUGUUCUGCUUGGUUUCUCUGACCAUCCCAAACUGGAGAUGGUCCUAUCAGGAGUUGUCACUAUCUUCUACUUCAUUACAUGGCUGGGUAACACAGCCAUCAUCCUUGCAUCUCUGCUGGAUCCCCAUCUUCAAACACCAAUGUAUUUUUUCCUUAGGAAUUUAUCUUUCCUGGAUCUGUGCUUCACAACUAGCAUCAUCCCUCAAAUGCUGGUUAACUUGUGGGGACCUCACAAGACCAUCAGCUAUGUGGGCUGUGUCACUCAACUCUAUGUUUAUAUGUGGUUGGGGUCCUCUGAGUGUCUCCUCCUUGCUGUUAUGUCCUAUGAUCGUUUCAUAGCUAUCUGUAAGCCCUUGCAUUACUUGGUAAUCAUGAACCCACAUUUCUGUCUCAAGAUGGUAAUCACAGUCUGGAGCAUUAGUUUGGCCAACUCUGUAGUAUUAUGUACACUCACCCUGAAUUUACCUCGAUGUGGAAACAAUCUUCUGGAUCAUUUCUUGUGUGAGUUGCCAGCUAUGGUCAAAAUAGCUUGUAUAGACACCACAACAGUUGAAAUGUCUGUUUUUGCUUUAGGCAUUGUCAUUGUCCUUACACCCCUCAGCCUUAUUCUUAUAUCCUAUGGCUACAUUGCCAAAGCUGUGCUCACAAUAAAGUCAAAAGCAAGCCAACAAAAAGCAAUUAAUACCUGUGGAUCUCAUCUCACUGUUGUGUCCAUCUUCUAUGGAACUAUUAUCUACAUGUACUUACAGCCAGGUAACAGUGCCUCCCAAGACCAGGGCAAGUUCCUCACCCUCUUUUACACAAUCAUCACUCCAAGUCUCAACCCUCUUGUUUAUACCCUGCGGAAUAAGGACAUGAAGAAUGCACUGAGGAAACUCGUGAGAGUUGACAUGAAUCUACAAAAUUGA
Molecule: messenger RNA, 942 nt
Organism: Enhydra lutris kenyoni (northern sea otter)
Lineage: Eukaryota; Metazoa; Chordata; Mammalia; Carnivora; Mustelidae
Product: olfactory receptor 2W1-like
Biological process (GO): G protein-coupled receptor signaling pathway
Cellular component (GO): membrane
Molecular function (GO): G protein-coupled receptor activity; olfactory receptor activity
Source: RefSeq, a predicted model, not a curated record